Messenger RNA from Athalia rosae (coleseed sawfly), 3437 nucleotides. It is a transcript of the gene nanos, whose product is annotated as nanos homolog 3. The transcript is spliced from 3 exons. Lineage: Eukaryota; Metazoa; Arthropoda; Insecta; Hymenoptera; Athaliidae. Gene Ontology annotation, biological process: oogenesis; negative regulation of translation. The record is from RefSeq and is a predicted model, not a curated record. Bases 549 to 1055 code for a protein of 168 amino acids. Gene Ontology annotation, molecular function: zinc ion binding; mRNA binding. Gene Ontology annotation, cellular component: perinuclear region of cytoplasm.
AUAAAAUAUCCACUUGAUCCACUUGUUCGCAUCUGCACCUGCAGUCAACUGCACAUCUUCAACUUUUCCUUCAACUUUUCACCCCUGCCCCCUCUGCGCGACCGUAAAUCAGCGAAUCGGUGUGAGCUUUUGAAGGGUAGUUGCGUGCGCCUCGUUUACUUUAGCACGCACGAGAAGAGUGUCCAAUAGUGAAAGAGAAUUCAAAAUAUUUGAGCCUGUUACGGAAAGGAGGUGUGGAUAUUUUCAAAGCUUUUCGCGUGCCUCUCAGCGGUGACGUCUUGAGAGGGGCGUUGAAAUUUGAAAGCGCGCCGCGCUCAGCUCAGUUCCAGGCAAGUAAUCGUGUUGAGUGGACGUGUGACGCGUUUUAAGGCGUUAAUCGCUUCGGUUAAUUUGAUAUUUAGUUUUCAUUACAAUUUUCAUAUUAAUAUACAGAACUUUUCUAUAUUAAGUACGACUUUUCUACAAAACGUUAUACAUUUUUCCAUCGUCAUCGCUUGAGCUUUUCCUCCGGUUUGCUUUUGACAAAUAACGAUCUCUCAUUCGCAAAGAUGAAAGUUCUGGUAUCGCAGCAAUUGCCGAUGCUACAUGUGUCGAAUUCCUUCUUCCCAUAUAAUCCAAGUCUGGAAGAAGAACUGAAGCGACUUUUCAACUUUACUUUGAACCCCGAUAAUUGCGAACGUGGUAAUGAUGUGAGAGAAGAAUUCAAGCAAAAUGGCCAAGACUCCGAGUAUUGCCCAGAGUUGGAAACUGGUGCGAUUCCUCUUCCAAAUCCCAGAAGGAGGAAAUCUAACAGGAAACCUCUUGCCACCGAGUGCGUAUUCUGCAGAAACAAUGGGGAGGAAGCUCAUUAUUAUCGUCGUCAUUUGCUCAAAGAUGCCGAUGGUCGCAUUAUGUGCCCAAUUCUAAGAGCUUACACGUGUCCGAUUUGUGGAGCGUGCGGGGACGCGGCACAUACGAUAAAGUACUGUCCCUCGAACAAGAAUCCGGAGGCUGUUGCAACCGUAAACGCGUUGAAGGUUUUGAGAAACUCUACUGGCAAACGUCGUUCGAAGUAAAAAAAAAACAAUCAGCAACAUCGAUCUAUACAACGAUGCCCUUGGAUUUGGAGGAUGUAACGCGGAAUCAUCGAGUCCGCCGAAAGAGUUGCGUUCCGCUGCCGUGUGAAUCGAUGCCAUCGACCAGUGAACAAGAAAUUUGAAAAAUUAUGGUAUAACAGAUAUACACUGACUUACCUUCACCGGUUAGGGCCGAGUUUCCUCCGACGAUGCCUUGAAAUUUUCCUCUUCUCGGGAAAUUCGCGCCUUUUUGCUGCCGCAGCGCUUCCUGUGAGAUCAAAGAACCGAUUGUACAUGAUUUUAAAACACCGUUGAAGGCGGCCGUGUUCUGGCUACGGUCGAUGCGUUCCAUCAGUUUGUUUAAAAUUAUGCACAACUCAUAAGCUUCUAGUUUCACAGGAUGCGCUACGUUUUUGUCAUGGUUUUGUCGGAAUGAUCAACGUUUAAAAUAUGAUUACGUUCAGUUAUUAUCGCGGAGCUAUAUUUUACAGCCUUGAUUCAUUUUCAUUGCCAUGCCGUCAAUUUUGCUUUUAUUCCGCCAAUUCAGAUGCGCCAAAUUAAUAAUAGUAUUUUGUUCACGCGACGGCGUUCGCAUCGAUGUAAUAAACGUCCAGCGUUCAAAUCACGGGGCUUCGGCAAAAAAAAAAAAAAACAAACAAAGAAAAAACAGAUAAGCAAGUGUUAAAACCGUUUUUGAAAUCAUAUUCCAAGCCAAUCAAGUAUUAUAAUAUUAGGAGAUACUCAUAAUCAGUGAGUUUUGUUUUUACUUUUCUAUGCGAUUUAGAAAGUAAGUUCGUUAAUUGUGGUAAGAAUACUCCAAUGCUGACUAAUACCAUCUUAUGAUAACUAUGCACAAAAAUGAGGUUUUUCCAACACAUUUUUUUUCUAAAUAUCGAAACUGAUCAUGCUUGACCGUACUAAAAAAAAAAAAGAAAAAAAGAAAAAAAAAACGAUCCACGUUUUGAUUACACGAGGUCCAAGACGAAUCACGCUACAGUUUGAUCAUUUUCAUCAUUCACUAUUAUUCAUAGAAAUCAUGAUUUUACAAUUUCACUAUCAAACCAAAUUAGGUGGGAUUUACAGUUGCGUGCACGAUUAUACCCAUACCCGCAGUAAAUCAAAAUCAUUUUUAGAUGACCAUAGCCACAGCCGUUCCGAUUAAUACACAUACAGAUGCGUGUCGGUAUCCACCUGUAUCAGCGGCUGUUUUUUUUCUGAAAAAAAAAAAACAAAAAAAAUGCAAGUAAAAAAUCUAAACCUUAUAAAAAUCCUUGUAUGAUUCGUUCACUUGAAAUCGCGUUCGAACAAAGCAAAGUGAAAACGUUUAGCCAUCGAAAUCUGUGUCGAUCGUCUAUUGCGCAAGCGGAGUUAGAAACGAUUUGAUAUUAUCUUUUUAUUUAUGUUGUAUUUACGUUUUAAGUAACUUUGAAAUCGGCUCUGAAAAUUCAUAUUAUUUACAAUUCGUCCUACCGCCCCUCCCUUUCCUCUGCAGAUCCCGUUUUUAUCAUGUGCGACGAUUUUGUUAUAUGCGACAAGUGGAUUUUCCGACUCUGAUUUCAUCCCUUCCAUAAUAUCGACUCGUUUCAUAUCCCGCGACGGUUGACACAGUUCCAAAAGAUUUGAAAAACGUUUUAUUCUUCGCGCGUUUCCCGUACAAUUGCGAAAUGACGAAACCGAAAGAGUAGUUGGAGGAGAAUGUUUAUUGGAGUAAAUGAGAGCGAGAACGACAUCCUUGGUCGUUUCAAAUUACAUUGGCCAGAGACUAUCAGAUCCCAAGUGUUCUGCCAUAUUUUCUAUUUCUUUAUUUUCUAUUUGAUUUUUUUUUUUCAUUAAUUUUUUUGUUCUGCUUUUUAAAAUAAACUUCUUCGGAAUUUCGACCGUUUGACUGUCUAUUGCUACGACUGUCGACGUUUCUUCUAAAGUAUAGCUGGCUUCUAUUCAAAAUCUUGAACCGUCUAGUCUAGGAUAAUACAGAGCUAAAUACUGUUUACAUUAUACUGAUCGAAAUUCUGACGAAGAUAUUUUCAACGAUGACUGAAUAUAAUCACAAUUAUAAUACAUACUUUAAACUACGUUAUGUACUUACAGAAAAGAUCCAAAAGAAAAAAAAACCAAAAAAAAAAAAAAAAACGUAUCUAGUGUGAUUAGUUAUAAGUUGAUUUCCAAGACGUACCUUGUUAGAUAUGUAUAGGGAAUACAGAUUAUCGAGUUUUGUCUCGGUACUUUUCGUUGAACCAAGUUUUUGAAUCUGAUUGAGAUAAGACUUACGCAUAAAAUGUUCGGAGCUGUUAUAAUAUAUGAUAUAUAGUAUAUACGGAUAAAUAUAUAUUUAUGUAUGUUGAUACUUUGCACAAGCUUGUCGCGAGUUCUAAUUGACUGACU